GAACCCAUCAUCUAUGUCUCUUUCAAUUAUCGUCCAAAUGCCUUUGGCUUCCUCGGCGCCCCUGAACUGGCAGGCGAGUCUACGACCGGAACACUCAAUGCUGGUUUACACAAUAUGAUCAGUGCAUUUAAAUGGGUGCAGGAAAACAUUGGCACUUUCGGAGGCAACAAGAAUCGAGUGAUAGUGUUUGGUGAAUCGGCAGGUGCAAUUGCAAUUGGGACUCUCCUCGUU
Cantharellus anzutake is the source of this 231-nucleotide messenger RNA. Its product is annotated as Carboxylesterase. The record is from RefSeq and is a predicted model, not a curated record. The transcript has 2 exons. The annotation marks the transcript as partial. NCBI's taxonomy places the organism in Eukaryota, Fungi, Basidiomycota, Agaricomycetes, Cantharellales, Hydnaceae.